AUGAUGUCACAUAAAUUUAAAUUGUUCUUAGUAAUUUUGAUAUUUCAAGUGGUGCUCUCUUCUAAAAUAAGAAGGGUUAAAAGAGAUUAUAAAAAAACAUCCAUCCUUGAUACAGGAAAAGGAAUGAUAGGCAUUUUUUUGAACAAAUCUAUCAAAAAUUUACAACCAUUAAGAAAGCAUUACUACUGGAGAAUACACCACCACGACCAUAACAGGGAAGAUGUCAUGCAAGAUGUACUUGUUUUACCAAGAGAUAUAACACUAUGCGGAGAAGGUACAGAAAAUUUUUGCCCGCUUGGUACUACAGCAUUGUGCACCAAAAACAGCGCUAUAAGAUGCCUGACAAGUUUAUGGUCAACAGAAAUAUGCGAUAAUAGUUUUUUCCAUCAUUGUGCUAAUGUAAGUUUACCAUGCGAUAUAUACACUCCACAAUGCAGAACUAUUAGUAAAAAGUACUUCAAUGUAAUGUUGCGUUGCAUAUCUAUAGUGAACGUUUACGCAAAUUUGGUGUACCUAAAUGGUACCAUGGCUGCUAAAAAUUUGGUCAAAGUUUAUCCUCCGAAUUUUUUUUGCGAAACCAUUUUGGCCAUGCCGGCUAAAUUGACAAAAGGCGAAGAGGUUUUCAUCAAAACUAGCGAUAUUUUUGGAGAAUUUGCUGUUAAAGCUUUGGGAAUCAAUCGACGAUAA
This is a messenger RNA of Psylliodes chrysocephalus, 687 nucleotides long. Lineage: Eukaryota; Metazoa; Arthropoda; Insecta; Coleoptera; Chrysomelidae. The record is from the annotation of a GenBank genome assembly.